This is a messenger RNA of Symbiodinium sp. CCMP2456, 2844 nucleotides long. The record is from the annotation of a GenBank genome assembly. NCBI's taxonomy places the organism in Eukaryota, Dinophyceae, Suessiales, Symbiodiniaceae.
AUGGCGGCGAUGUGGCGUCUUUGCCUACUGUCAGUUUGCAGCAGAUCCCUAGCUGCUCCGAAAGACGACGAGGUUCACAGCCUUCCCGGUUGGUCGGGCGGGCUCUUCUCCAAGACGUAUUCAGGCUACAUCCCUGCAGGCGAGGAGGACGGCCAUGAGAUGUUUGAGCAUUACUUGUUCUUCGAGAGUGAAGGCAAUCCGACAGACGAUCCGCUAAUCAUGUGGACGAACGGUGGACCUGGAGCAUCUUCCUUGCUGGGAUCAUUCACAGAGCUUGGGCCGUACUUUCUGGCAGAUGCUUCUCUUCAGACGGAGGACUAUCGGACUUCCGGAGUUCCAACCCUCUUCGAGAACGACUAUCGAUGGACGAAGCUUGGCUCGCUGCUCAUUCGCAACUUGCCGCCUCCAAUCGGUUUCUCCUACUGCAAUCCCACCGGACCCAGUGGUGACGGGUACAGCUGUGGCUCCUGGAAUGACACGAAGACGGCGAAGCACAGCCUGAUCUUCAUGCAGAACUGGAUGAAGGCCUUCCCAGAGUAUUCUUCCAACCGGCUCUUCCUCGUCGGUGAAUCCUACGCGGGCCUCUACGUGCCGAUGCUAGCGCAGCAAAUCCUCGAGGCCGGAACCAUGCGCCUGGAAGGCAUUGCCGUCGGCGACGGCUGCCUCGGCGGCCCGGGCAACGAGGGAGGGUGCUUCCCCAGCACCGGGCCUUACUUCACCGUGGAGUUCUUCCAUGGCCACGGUCAGUUCUCGGACAAGACAUACAAGCUGAUCCAGGAAGCCUGCUCCAAAGAGGAGCUGGUGAACGGAGCGAAGACGGCGCAGUGCCAUGCAGCCCUGGAUAAGAUGGACCAAGAAAGAGGUUACAGCUUCGACUAUAACCUCUAUGAUGAAUGCUACGACUUCGACUUGGACAGCGGGACCGCGGCCCCGUCGAUGCUGCGACGAAGUUCCAGGCUUCGCUCCUGGCGGCAGCUUUCCUUGCACCAGAACAGCUACUGGCACAUGGAUGGUGCACCCUGCGGCGGCGUCCAUGCUAUGUUCAAGUGGGUCAACACAAGUGCGGUCAAGAAAGCCCUGCACGUAGCAAGCGAUGCCCGCUUCUUCACGGGAGACAACGGUGUGGGCUUCACCUACAACUCGACACAGCCAAGCCUGGUUCCGUGGUACUCCAGCGCGGAGGCCAAAAAGCUGCGGAUCCUCAUUUACGAUGGGGACGCAGACCCCGGCCUCAACAGCUUCUACGCACAAAACUGGACGUCUUCGGCUGGCAUUCCAGAGUUGGAGUCCUGGCGUCCGUGGACACGGGAUGGGAAGAUCAAGAUGGGUGGCUAUGUCACGCGCUACGAGGACCAUUUCGAUUUCGCCACAAUCCGCGGUGCUGGACACAUGGUGCCGGAAUACAAGCCAGAAGCGGCCUUCGUCAUGCUCCGAUCCUUCCUGAACGCAGAGGAAGCCAAGAGAGUCAUGGCGCCACGGGCAACACUUGUGCGACAGCAUGGGCAAGGUCAAUCUCAGAGCCAGCCCGGGCGGAGAACUUUGGGGGUCUUGGCAUGUUGGCUCGCGAUGUAUCUGCUUCCGGCAACGGUGCUUUUUGUUCCAGGCGUUCGAGUCAUGCCCCAGAGUCUGACGCUGGGGACGGCUAUCCGAUUAAAUGCCCAAGAUGCGGACGCAGAGCCCUCUUCUGCAGAGAUCCAGAAGCUGAAGGCUGAGCUCGAACUGGCCCAGGCGAGGGCCGCGGCCGCGGAGGCCAAAGCCGCUCUGGCCGCCGCGCAGACGCAAAGCUCAGCGCCAAUAACGGCACCCUCGGAGGCUGCCGAGGGCAGUGUGGCGACGGUGCUUGAGCCGGAGGUCGUGGAGUCCUCCUUCUCCUUAUCGGAUUAUUCUCAGACUGAGCAGAGACCUGCCCAGUUCCUGUUCGGAGAGAAGGGCGCAGCUUUCUUUGACCUCUUGGACCGGCUAGAAAACAUUCCGGACGCAGGAACCACAGUCCUGGACGAGGUGCUGCGUGGCUGGUUCCUUGCGAUCUAUCAGCUUUCAGCAGUUUCGGGCUCUGCCAUCCUGCCCGAAAAUGUUCCGGACGGAGUUCGAAGCAACGUCGCAGAGCUAGGAGCCGCUAUGGAUGCCGAUGUUUUGGCGACGCUCCUGCUCGACACGGACAAGGGUGGUGACUGGCGGCCCUGCCUGCAGCGACUGCGCAGCGCCCGCCUUUCCGACAUAAUGUCAGAUGCGCUCAACUGGACAACGAUCUUUCCAGAUCGGCUUAAUGCUCUCACCGAGCUCUCCAUGCUUGACAGCAAAUCCCGUGUGAUCGACUUCUUGGCCAGCGACUCCUUCAAAGACUGUGGGAGUUGGUCCGAUGCUGAGGUCAUUGCUGCUGAGAACCUCAUCUCAAGCGAUCCAAAGCUUGUGAAGAUCUUUGACAGGAUUGACAAGGUCAAAUCCUCUAUUGCGGAGAACGUGCGGAAGCAGUCGAUCAUCCCCAUCGUCGGAUUAGUCUUGCUGGUGGCUGCCGUCGCUUUCUUCUGCAAUGGCAUCAAUCUAGGUGAAGUGGAGGGCAUUAUUGUGGUUAUCGAUUCCACGGACAAACUGCGUUUCGCCGUCGUCAAGGAUGAGCUGGAAACCAUGCUUGCAGACCCUAGAAUAGCUGAGAAGAAGAUGCCCAUCUUGUUCCUCAACAACAAGGUUGAUCAGCCGGCAGCUUCGCCACCCCAGGAGACAAUGCAGGCACUAGGCCUCGAUCGCAUCACCGACAGGCCGUGGCAACUCUUUUCCUGCGACGCCCUCAAAGGCGAUGGGGUUGAGGAGGCAAUAAAGUGGCUAGCGGAAAACAUGACCAAGUGA